AAUGUAUUUUGUUAGUUGUGCAUUUUCAAAAGCAACUCCAAGCCGUAGUAACGUUUGCUUAUGCGGGAGUCUACUUGUUUUCUGAAGGAAUCCACAAUUUCAGAUGUCAUAUCAACAAUCACCAGUGAUGAUGAAUCUUCUAGUUCCCUCGAGGAUGACAGCACAGAACUACUAGCACAACUCUAUCUGGAUAAGUCAUCUGAUGAAAAUGAUCAUUUCUCUUCAAAUGAUAGUGAGCAUCACUCAUCAUCUCUAAGUCACGAUACAAGCAUUUUUGAUCACUCGCUAGGUGAAAAAUCACAAACAGCCUCACGGCAUUAUCAUGAAUCUAAACUCAUAACACGGAAAGGAUCGUCUGGAGUCAAACGCGUAUUCGUUUCUCAUUGUGUGAGCCCACGUUUUGGUUUGGCCAGGAAAACUCCUUUCAGUGUGCUAACAAAAAACAAGAACAACUUUAGUUCCAUGCUUCAUGAAAAUUGUGUAGAUGGGUUCUUCAGAGAGAGGUGCAAGUCAUGUGACUUUUUGAAAAUUGGGAAAAAAGGUUCUUUACCAUCUGGACUAUGUGAAUGUGUUUGUUCUGCUUGUCCUACUUCUACUAUGUCAAAAUACGGCAAACAUAAAAUCGGAACUCCAGUGAGGUACACAAAAGCAUCACCAGAAACAGAUUAUCAUAUUGACAAGUUGAAAAGAAAAAUAUCCUCAAAUGAAUAUACUACUAUCAGAAAUAAACAUCCAUGUAAUCAAGAUUCAUCAAAAUUAUCACCUAAUCAUUGUGAUUCACCUAGCGCUGAUUUAUAUGAUAUCACAGAAUGUUUAAUUAGUGAAAGUGUUCGUGAUAACUUAUUGCAUAAUAAACAUGAUUCUUUAUUAAAGAAAGCAUCGAUUAAUCAAGAAGUCAAUAAAAUGAAAGAAGACAACAAUGAAAUUAUGAAUGAAGUUAAAAAUUUACAAGAUCUAGAUGAGAAACUUUCAGCUUGGGCAUGUUGGCUGUUAGAGAAAGAGGAACAAAAGCGAAAACAAAAGAAGGAAUUAAAAAAGAAACAGGCUAAAGAAAUACAAAAAAGAAAUCAACUAAUGGCACAGAAAAUGGACAGAAAAAAGAUGGCUGAACAAAAAUGUAAGGAAUGGAUUCAAGCUAAACAAAAAGAACUAAGUCAAAUGAAAAAGCUGAAAGAAAUAGAGAAAAAGGAGAAAGAAAUAGUAAGAUUACAAGAACUACUUGAAAGAACCGAGAAAGCUAGAUUAAAAUAUGAAGAAUGGUGUAAAAAGAAACAUGAAGAGGAGGACAGAAAAAGAGGCUUUGAAAAACAAGUAGAAUUGAAUAAACAACUAGCCAAAGAAAGUCGUAAAGAAGCGUCAGCUGUAGCCUAUACUCAAUGGUUAAAAACUGUUGGUUCCAAAAAAUUGCCACCGUACUAUUCACAUGGUUAUUCUGAUGGAAAACUUAUUGAAAUUCAUAUCAUUAGCCUACAUUCAAGCCUCAAAAUCAAUAUCUUCAUGCCAUGGUAUCAUACUAUGCCACGAUCAUAUUGAACAAUCUUCAAUCUUAGUUGGAGUUAUUCUUUUGAGAAAUAAUUUAAUGACUUCCUGUGUAAGCUACAGAUAUGCUACACUGAAUAAUAAUGAUUUGGUAUUUCCACCAAGUAUAACCAGUCUUCUGUGUGGGACUUUUCAGUUGGAUGUACAACAUUCACUAGAAGUCGGGUGUACCCAGCUGACGAGCCUCAGUGGGUUGAAACACGUUUCCUGAAUCUCAUCGCCACACAAUAUUUACCCUUAAAAUCAAAAUGAAAUUACCUGCCAUAUCGAGCCAUCUAAACAGAGACCCGUAUGUCAGCAGUUGCAGAUCUAUUUUGUCAAAACCAACCAACAAUGGGAAAUAACAAGUAAUACUAUCUGCAUACAGAAGAGGUUUAUUUAUCAAAGUAUCUACCAUAAAAGUUAUUAUUUUUAUUCUUGCAGAUUAUUACGAUCGAACAGCGAAUCCGCCUCCAAGUUUUAUAAAUCCUAAUCCAUGGAUCAGUCCUUUAGAGCCAACAACAACUACAAAAGAAAAUGAUGAGAGGUAGAGACAUCCAGAAAGUCUACUGAAGAAAACAACACUCCUCACAACAAUGACUACUUUAUGAUUAUUAUACAUAGGCAGAUCGGAUUCUAAUUAAUACAUUAUGAUAUGUAUAUGUCAAGUGAAUAGUGGACAGAUAGUUUUUGAAAGAAAUCUUACUUACCGGAUGCAUAUCACUUCAAGCUGUACAUUUACUGAUAUUGUUCCAAUGUUGAUUAUACCUCAAUGAUUCUUAAAGAACUAGACUUUUUAUUGGAUUAACUAAAAUCCACUGACUGAGUGUAAUUUCUUCAAAAUGAAGAUAUGAAUUAUUGCACACG
Messenger RNA from Heterobilharzia americana, 2385 nucleotides. NCBI's taxonomy places the organism in Eukaryota, Metazoa, Platyhelminthes, Trematoda, Strigeidida, Schistosomatidae. The record is from the annotation of a GenBank genome assembly.